CUCCAAUUCUCCAUCACCCGCCCCAGCCCGAGCGCGCCGCCGCAAACGCUAUCGGCUCGACGCCGGCGGCUUGACGCAGCGUCGUCUUGCGCCUCACGCUCUCUUUCGUCAGGUCACCACCUCUCUCCCCGCUAUUAGAGAUCACCCCAUCACCUCUCGAACUCAGAGGAGAAACCCUCGGGAAGGGAUCGCUCUUGGCUGUGCUGUGCAGCGCCGCCACCGCCUGGGACCAGCGCGCGAUGGCGGUGAGCCCGGAGCUGGAGGGCCUGCGGCGCAUCGCGCCUUCCCGCUUCGUCGCCUUCUCCUUCCCCAACCCUUUCCUCGGCCACGCCUCCGAUCCUUACGGGGACGGGGGCGGCAGCGGCGGCGCGGGGGAGUGCCUCCGGGUUGCCGUUCUCGAUUCGCCCCUCCCCUCCCCACCCGUCCCGGGGACCGCGGCGAUGCUUGUCCCGGCCGGCCGGCACCGCGACUGGAUCUUCUCCACCCGCGCCGGGCACCUCCACCUCCUCCUCUCCAUCCAGUUCUCCCGUCUCAUACUCGUCGGCCCCGAGCUCUCUGCGCCUUUUCCUCGGGUCGUUCCUUGCGUCGCUCGCCCGGACCCGGACCCCGCUCACGCCCGGCUCCGCCCCCUUCUCCUUGCUCUCUGCCCCGUGGCCGCGUUUUGGGACAAUGCCGUCCCUGACGUCCCGUUGCUCACCUUCCAGGAUGAUCUCCUCCUGCUUGCUCCCGUCAAGUUUGUCACUGGCCCGGUCGUCGGCGAGAUGGUCGUCGAGGAUGUGGCCAUUGACAAUGCUCCCGGGCCAGCCGAAUUGCACCGCAGGCUGCGGUUCAAGCGCAUGCCCUGCCUCGUGCAGACCCAGGUUCGCCUAUGUCGGGCGCCUGCUGCUGCUUCAUCGUCGUUGGUGGAAACACUGGAGGGGUCAGGUGGUUUCUUACAGUCGGAGGUGGGUGGUUCGUUGGUCCAGCCUUACCUCCAAGCCAUGGUUGCCGGUCUUGCAGUGAUCGCACCUUCCAUUGAGGAGAGUAUUCAGUCAGGUGUUAGGCCUAGAUGCCUCUGUGCUGGUGUUGGAGGUGGAUCACUCCCCAUGUCGAUCAGAGUGGGACUUCAGUUCAAUGUGCUCGGUGUAGAGGCUGACGGUGUUGUCCUGGAUGUCGCAAGGAAUCAUUUUGGUCUGGUGGAGGAUGAGUUUCUCCAUGUCCAUGUCGGUGAUGCUAUACAGAUGAUAGAGAAUUUUUCUCGGCGAGGGGAGCCUGGUAUGAAAUUCAGUGCAGUUAUGGUGGAUCUUGACUCCUCUGAUGCUAUGUGUGGUGUCAGCGCGCCCCCAUUGGAGGUGAUUCAUGGAAGCGUCCUUCAUGCUGCUCGCACAAUCCUGGACCAGCAUGGAGUGUUGAUACUGAAUGUCAUCCCACCUCCUGCAGAUGGAUCCGUCUACAAGGGGCUGAUUGAUGUUCUUCGCCAAGUUUUCUCAGAACUGUAUGAGAUAGAUGUUGGUAAUGGCGAGAAUUUCGUUCUUACUGCCACAGUUUCACCAACUGAGACUGCACUUACUGAUAAUUCAGGACACUUUCUUACAGAACUGAGGAAAUUAGCUGGGGAUUUCCUGGAACAUAUAAGGAAAAUUUGACAUUUCUAGUGAUUAUGUGGUCUUCUUUCUAUUAUCCUCCACAAAGGCUGGUACAUAUCCUUGCUAACUGUUGGAACUUGAGAGGCUAUAUUAGCAUUUAAGCACUACAAAUGGAUUUUGCUGUUGUAUACACCACAGCUUAACAAAAUAGAAAAAAAAUGAGGUGUUUGUUCUGUGUUAUUUAUCAAAACAUGAGACACGUAUUAACCUUUUGAGGCAUCAGUGCAAAGUCACUUGUUUUCUAAUGAAUA
This is a messenger RNA of Panicum virgatum (switchgrass), 1876 nucleotides long. Its product is annotated as eEF1A lysine and N-terminal methyltransferase. The coding region runs from base 240 to 1625 and encodes 461 amino acids. The transcript has a single exon. The record is from RefSeq and is a predicted model, not a curated record. Lineage: Eukaryota; Viridiplantae; Streptophyta; Magnoliopsida; Poales; Poaceae.